Molecule: messenger RNA, 675 nt
Organism: Macrobrachium nipponense
Lineage: Eukaryota; Metazoa; Arthropoda; Malacostraca; Decapoda; Palaemonidae
Product: zinc finger BED domain-containing protein 5-like
Exons: 1
Coding region: 1-675 (224 amino acids)
Source: RefSeq, a predicted model, not a curated record
AUGGAUCGCUGGGUAAUUCGAAAAGUGGACGUAAAAGAAACUUCAGAUAUAAAUCAAGAGACCGAAGAAGUGGAUAAUAAUGUAGUUACAACACCGUGUCAGUCAGAUAUGAAAAGGAGUGUUGUUGAACCAAGCAGCAGCGGUCAACCACAGCCAAAACGGCGAAAGUACCAAGAAGAUUUUAUUCAGUAUGGCUUUGUAUGCCAUGUUGUUAAUGACGUUCAUCAUCGUCAGUGUGUUAUAUGUUUGGAAGUGUUGGCUAAUGAAAGCUUACGGCCAGCAAAAAUGAAAAGACACCUGCAGUGCAAGCACCAGUCAUUAAAAAAUAAACCAAUAGAUAGAUUUUUUCCGACGCAAGAAAAUGGAGUUACAAGGACAAAAGCAAGUGAUAACAAAAAAAUGUUGCAUUGCCUGUCAAAGCUCAAAUGGCAUCAUAUGAGGUUGCAUAUCUUAUUGCUCAGAAAAAAAAAAAAAACACACACAAUAGGGGAAGAGCUUAUCAAACCUGCUGCACUGGCAAUGUGUAGAGCUAUUCAUGGAGGAAAGAUGGCUCGCGAACUUGAAUCCAUACCCCUGUCAAACAAUACGGUUGGGAGGCGAAUUCAUGAGACUGCAAGUGACAUACUGAUUCAGUUGAUGGAGAGAGUUAAGAAUGUAAAUUAUGCUUUACAAUGA